AGCUCCUGCAGCUGGUCCCUCCAGCCUCCUGGGACUUUGAUUCGUCUUACCCGCCGAGCUCCUGGCAAGGGCUGUCCGGGCAUGCCGCGCGGCCGCUUUCUACGAGGAACUUAACCCGCCCCGCCCGCCGCCCGGAUGGGACCGCUGGUGUGCUUCUAAUUGCACGUGGAAAUAUUUACCUUAAAAUACUAAAGAAGCCAGAUGCAAAAUUGUACAUACUUUGUGAUUUUACCUAUCAUAGAAAAAGCUAAGGUCUCCAGUGAAUAUUGAAUUGCUGAGGAAUUUGGAAAAAGACAAGCUGAAGUUCCCAUUCCAUGGAUCCCUUGGGGGCACCUUCCCAGUUUGUGGAUGUGGAUACGCUACCAAGCUGGAGCAACUCAUGUGAAGAUGAAUUAGAUGCUUCUGAUGCUGCAGCUGAAACAUUUCAGGAAGACACUAUUAGAUCACCUUUUCUUUAUAAUAAGGACAUCAACAGAAAAGUGGUUCUUUGGAAAGGAGAUGUGGCAUUACUGAACUGUACAGCCAUUGUAAAUACCAGCAAUGAAAGUCUUACAGAUAAGAAUCCUGUGUCAGAAAGUAUCUUCAUGCUUGCAGGACCUGAUUUGAAGGAGGACCUCCAGAAACUUAAAGGUUGCCGGACAGGUGAAGCAAAAUUGACGAAAGGAUUUAAUCUAGCUGCUCGGUUCAUCAUUCACACAGUGGGACCCAAAUAUAAGAGCCGCUAUCGCACAGCAGCUGAGAGUUCCCUGUACAGCUGCUACAGAAACGUACUUCAACUGGCAAAAGAGCAAUCAAUGUCUUCUAUUGGAUUCUGUGUCAUCAAUUCUGCAAAACGAGGUUAUCCUUUAGAGGAUGCAACGCACAUAGCACUUCGCACUGUAAGGAGAUUCCUAGAGAUUCAUGGGGAGACCAUUGAAAAAGUAGUAUUUGCUGUCUCUGAACUUGAAGAGGCUACUUACCAAAAGCUGCUACCUCUGUACUUCCCGAGAUCAUUAAAAGAGGAGAGUCGAUCAUUGCCAUACCUACCUGCAGAUAUUGGAAAUGCAGAAGGGGAGCCUGUGGUACCUGAACGACAGAUUAGAAUAAGUGAAAAGCCUGGUGCUCCGGAGGACCACCAUGAAGAGGAUGAAGGCUUGGGUGUUGAUCUCUCUUUCAUUGGCUCUCAUGCUUUUGCUCGAAUGGAAGGAGAUAUUGAUAAGCAAAGAAGACUGAUCCUUCAGGGGCAGUUAUCAGAGGCAGCCCUGCAGAAGCAGCAUCAAAGAAAUUAUAAUCGCUGGUUAUGUCAAGCAAGAUCUGAGGAUCUGUCUGAUAUUGCUUCUCUAAAAGCCUUAUACCAAACAGGUGUCGAUAACUGUGGUCGCACAGUGAUGGUGGUAGUUGGAAGAAACAUUCCUGUAACGUUAAUAGAUAUGGACAAGGCUCUCUUAUAUUUUAUCCAUGUAAUGGAUCACAUUGCUGUGAAGGAAUAUGUAUUAGUAUAUUUUCAUACACUGACCAGCGAAUACAAUCACCUGGACUCUGACUUCCUGAAGAAACUCUACGACGUUGUUGAUGUCAAGUACAAGAGGAAUUUGAAGGCUGUUUAUUUUGUUCAUCCAACAUUUCGUUCAAAGGUAUCAACAUGGUUUUUUACCACCUUUUCUGUCUCAGGACUGAAGGACAAAAUCCACCAUGUGGACAGCCUCCACCAGCUCUUUUCUGCCAUAUCACCAGAACAGAUUGACUUUCCUCCUUUUGUCCUUGAAUAUGAUGCCAGGGAAAAUGGGCCUUACUAUACAUCUUACCCCCCAUCACCAGAUUUGUGACCUGCCAUCUUUCAGUGCUACUGGUUUCCAAGGACAUCACUGUCUCCACGAAUCACUACCUAUUGAAGUGAUAUUCAUUUUUGCUGUACAGAUCCAGAGAGCCUUUUGUCCCCACCUCUCUGGUAUUUUUUUAUUGACUGUAUAUUUUCUGGCACAUAAGCAAUCUGAAAAUGGUAGGCCAUUCUGAACUGCACAUUUAUUUUAAAUUUGUAUAUUUGUAUCAAAUGAACAUGUUCGUUUUUAGAGAGUUGUUAAUAGAAAUUGGGGAGCAACUUUUGAGUAUCUUCAGUUUCCUCAAAGGACACUGAAUUUUCCAUUAGAUGAGCCACCAAUGUCAUUCACAUCAUCUCUUUAACAUUGCACGCUUCCUUUGUGUACUUAAGUAUUUCUCAAAAUAUAUAGAACCAAUGUAUGCUUACUGGAUGCAUUGUUUGCUUCAGAUCCUGGCAUUACAUUUUAUACAGAUAAUUUGGUUAUGAUAAAAGAGAACUGUCUGGGACCAAGGAUGUGGAAGUGUAUCCGAUCAAAAAUAUCAAAAGCAUUAGCAAAACAUAGGUCUUAGAAUUUUAUUGCACCAGUUAAGAUUAAGAUUUAAGGACUAUAGUUCCUUGGAUUAUAUGAUUUGUUAAGAUUGCCACUGUUCUGGUCUCAACAGUAGGGAAAACAAGACUGUAUCUUCAGCCUUUUCCAAUAAUCAUGGGUGAUUUGGUCUCCUUAUUCAAAAGGACUGUGCAUAUUAGUACUCUUACAUGAAGGGCAUCCCCUAAGACUCUGUCAGUGAGCCUUUAGAAAGUGUGCUGUCUUCCCAGAGUUGUGAAUGAUUUUGUUUAGCUCUUAGAGCUACUCCCUCUAAUGACAUUUCCUAGCAAUGUCUCUUGAGUUGCCUGCCUCAAUAUGUUGAAGUGCGUUGCAGUGAAGAAAAUUCCAGACCACUUUUGACACUCAGGCUCUAUUUGUGCCUUAGCUUGCUUAUGAAUAAAAAUUAGGAUUAUGCUACCUACCUCACAGAGGUAUCAUGAGGAUAGCAUUUAGAAAGGGCUUUUGAUGUCUUUGGAUGAAAAAUGCUAGAGGAGUUUGUGUGAUGGGGUGUCUUCAAUUAGUUUUUUAUUUAAUAAUAAUAAAUAUACUGAGAGUGCUACAAGGCCCUCCUCUUGUCCUUGGCACCUUUUGAGUGAUUUUUCUUUUCUUGGGACAAGAGCUGUUAGUGCAAAAUCCCAACCCUGAGGACCUCCUUCUGCUUUGCCCAGAAUUUCUUCUGGCUUACUCCUCCCCCAGAGCUACACUUUAAUGAGAGGCAUCUGUUAGCCAUUUUAAACAUUUCUUCUUGAAUUAAGGUCAAACCAUUAUCAUUUCCAUCUGGGUGUCUUCGUAUUCCUUUUGAUUCCUACAACCGCCCUCCAUUUCCCUCACCCCAUCAUGUAUAUUGACAGUUUGGGGAAGAAAAAGUAAAAGUCUUCUGUUCUAAUGUGCUCAGAAUUGGUGCUUCCAAGGGUCCCAUUUCCCUAUGCCCAAAUUAUUUCUUCAGUGGAUGUAAAAGAAACAUACUUCUCUUCAUUUAUGUUACAGAAAUCCCCCUAUAGUUGUCUUAACCUCAUCCUAUAUCUUUCCAUAUAAAUAGGAAGGGGCUUUACAUUUCUUAAACACUCUUAUCUUUUGCAUGUAAUGGACACGUUUGCCUUGUGUCAGAAAUCAAAACUGCUUGUUCCCUAUAUAUGCUUAUUUGUUAAGGACUUCCUGUAUGUUCCCUAGGUCACCAUGUCCGGACAGCCAGUCAGAUGUCUACUAUUAGUUUUCCUCUCAAACAGUACUCCUUUAACCCUUGAGCCUUGAGCUUUAAAAAUCGGAAAAAUUAGCUUUAUCUUCUCCAGUCAAUUGUUAGGUCAUAUUUAAGGUAUCUUUUCACUAGGAGCAGUUAUAAAAAUAUGUCAGCUUUUCUUUGUUAAAGCUGAACUUAGCUACCUUAAAUUGGCAUCUGCCGUGAAUCAUUUCCUCUAUACAUAAUAGAAGCUGCAAGCUACUUUGCCAUUUGAAAGGAAACAUAUUUAUAUGUACAGUUUCUUGUAGGCAAUAAUUUUGAGAGGAUCUUCCUUUGGAUUCAUACCGGUAUAUUAAUGUUUAGUAACACAAGGAGGAUUCUACAUAUACUGAGAUUCUAGUUCAAUUGAUGUCCUAGGGUAUAAAGGUAGUAUGGAACUGUAUAUCAACUGCAUUUCAUAAGUUAAUUGUGACUAAAGAUAAGAGCCCCUCUGCUCAGUGAAACUAAAUUUGAUAUGAGACGAAGUUCAUGCUUUUAGAGCUGUCUCAAGUGUUAUGUCCUGAGGUUGUUUCAACGUACCUGGAAGGGGAACACAGUGACCUUGAUGUUGAAAUUAUUAAGUUACAUUUAGUAUAUAUCUGCCUUUGUCAAAAGGUUGGGUAGGCUGGAAAACACGUGCCAUUUUCAGGAACAUAUUAGAUGAUAAAGAGGUGACUGUGUGGAGAUGACCAUGAGCAUCUGAUGUUAAUUCAAAGCACUACCCAGUCCUUAAGUGCAGCAAACUUGAGUUACACCAAAUGCUAUUUGAAUUGAGGAAGAAACAGUUUACAAAAUAUUAACUAACUUAUGCAAGGCAUAAUAUGAUUUUUAAAACAAGUAUGUUUCUUGCUUCAGCAUAUAUUUGGAUUCUUAACUCAUCUAUGUUCACGUUUCUUGUUAGCAAAAACGACCUCUUGAAAAAACCUCAGUCUUUAUUGGACUCUGAUGGCUUAGACACUGGGUGGUUCAUAUUUUAAAGAUUUUCUUUUCUUUAAUAUAUAUAUAUCUUAUUUAAUUGGCUGGUGCUCUAUUAUAUUUAUUUUUUCAAAAGAAUCCAUCUACAGUAGUUUGAGACUAUGCAACAGGAUUCUUAGACUGUUUUUGGUAGGAAAAAUGCAUGUAGAUUUUUGAUCAAAUAUCUGAAGUCUAAAAGGAUUAAAAUGUCUCCCAUUUCUGGAGAGGGAUGAGUAUAAUCACUCUAGUAGGAAAACGUGGCUUGCCUAUUUCUACCUGUUUUCUAUUUGCUUAGAUAUUGUUUAAUGGAUUCAAACUAUAGAUAAUGGUUAAUCCUUUCUUUGCAACAGUUAAUAGGAAAGCAAUAAAAUGUAGUUUCAGUAUAAGCCAAAAAUCAGUUUCCCCUGAUACAUUGUCAGUGUAUGUAUGUAGAUAGAGUUUAAAUUGCUUAAGAUGUGAACAGAAGUUAUUAGAAUUUGACAGACUGGAAGGAGAAGGAUUGUAUGAUUCUAGGCACAGUGGAUUGGUUGUGUUAAGGGCCAAAAGGAUUUCAAGACGGCAUAUAAACCUGUAACAUUGGAGUUAGCCAGUGAGUUUCAAUUUUGGUUCUCUUAAGUUAUGGCUAUCAUAAUCAGCAUGCACUAGUGUUUUACCUGUACUGGCACUAAUAUGCCUCAGGGUAUGUAAUUAACUCUUGUUGUGUGAUUGCUUGAGACCAUGAAGGAUAGAGGAGGGUUCUACCUGUAAUCUAGGUCGUAUCAUAAACCCAGAGAGUUUAAGGAUUGCCUAUUAGGCCUAACCAUAUAUACAUAUACAUAUAAUAUAUACAUACACUCAUACAUACGUAUCUGUAUAUAUACACACACAGUAACCUGGUUGGUUUUAAUUCUUUGCAUGUGGUUUCUGUAGCCCAUGUGAAGAGAACUUAGGGCAAUAAAUAUGAUUCUACCAAAAUAGCCCUUAAACAGAUAAUGUCAAGGUCAUUUUAGAUAUUAGUGGCUCUCUUGGAUAUUAGUUGUUAACUUUGUUUUCUAUGCUUCCAGGAACAGUAUCUUAGAAUCUUUUUUUAGUACAGCAUGCCUUAAAUGUGUAGGGUUCACUGAGUUCAAGAAAAGCAUAGGUGUUCUCUAGAUGAAUUACACUAACAAAAUCGUAACUGCUGAAUGUGAUCUAAUAUUUUUGUUGAACAGUUAAAACUAAUAUAUUUUAUAUGCACAAUCAUAUUUUUUUUGGUAGUAUGUUUUGUUAGUGUAAGCACACAGUCAUUAUAAACUGAGCCAGGACUUUGUCAGACCAGACAGACCUUGUGGGUCAAAAUGUUUAAAUAAAAGCUUAACAUAGGUAAAUGAUUUUAAUUGCUUUUGGGCAAAGGAGACCUAAAAAUGUUUUGAUUGGUCUUAAAAUUUGUUUAUUCAAAAUUCAGAAAGCUUUUAUGCAUAUUUUGCAUUUAAAAGUAUAUUUUGGUCUUUCUGACUUAGGAUCUCUUUUAAAGAGGAUCCCCGCUCUAUGCAUAUACAGCCUAUGAAGAACUCGUAGCAAAACGGUAAUGUUUAUUUCGAAUCACCAGGUUAGGACAGUCUUUUUUGGCCAUUUAUACCUGGCACUUCUCCAAUCACCAAAGUUAACCUACAGAGUAGUAGAAAGUGCAGCGAAUUUUACUGUCAGCUUUCUCUAUGGAGACCUAGACUAAUGCUUCUGAAACUUUAAUGUGCAUAUAUUCAGUCAACUGAGAAUACGUUAAAAUGCAGAUUCUGAUACAGUAGGUCUGGGGUGGAGCCUAGGAUUCUCAGGUUCUAACAAGCUCCUAGGUGAGAUCAAUACUUCUGGUCCCAACACCACACAUAGAGUAAAAGAGCCUAGUCGAUAUUUAGCUUCCAUAUUUUCCCUGUUUGGGGUAAAGGAGACAGAACUAUCAUUUUCAUUCCUUCUGUGGGCCAGGCACUCACACAUUCAUUGUCUCUUUUAAUCCUCCUACAAACCCUGUGAGGCAGGUGGUAAUAGAGAGAGGUUAAGUGACCUGCUGGAGCCCACACACACAUGCAGUGUAGUAUAGAGCAGUGUUUCUCAAACUUGAAUAACACGCAUCUCCUUUUAAUAAGGAAUAAUUCUAACUCCUUUUUACUUCAUUUAUUUAUUAUAAUGUUAAGUAUAGAUAAACAUAAAGCUACAUAUAAAUGCCUUAUGCUUACAGCUCUUGCACAAGUAUAAAACCAAAGGAAGUUUACAGAUCAGACACAAACAAAACUAUAAAAUUAGUAAAUUUAAAAUGAUAGUAAUUAAAUAUGAUGGAUGAUGAUGUUUUGCCAGCACAAAACCGUCACUUGUAGUUUGAUUAUGGUACUGAGUGCUGUAGUACGUGUUCUUUUUUUUGGUGAGGAAGAUUGGCCUGAGCUAAUAUCUAUUGCCAGUCUUCCUCUCUUUGCUUGAGGAAGAUUGUCACUGAGCUACCUGUGCCCAUCUUCCUCCACUUUGCAUGUGGGACA
This is a messenger RNA of Equus quagga, 7037 nucleotides long. It is a transcript of the gene GDAP2, whose product is annotated as ganglioside induced differentiation associated protein 2. NCBI's taxonomy places the organism in Eukaryota, Metazoa, Chordata, Mammalia, Perissodactyla, Equidae. The record is from RefSeq and is a predicted model, not a curated record. The transcript has 15 exons. The coding region runs from base 315 to 1805 and encodes 496 amino acids.